Messenger RNA from Durusdinium trenchii, 2271 nucleotides. NCBI's taxonomy places the organism in Eukaryota, Dinophyceae, Suessiales, Symbiodiniaceae. The record is from the annotation of a GenBank genome assembly.
AGAACUGGUGCUUCCAGGUGCUUCCUCAUGGUCGGAAUUCAUCUCAACAAGCCGUAUAGCCAAGGCUUUUAAAGCUUUAACAGCCUCAGCCAUUCUAAGGCUAAGUUUUUGAGCGAUGAGGACACUUGCCUAGACCCAGCGACGCAAGCAAAGUGAGUGGAACUUUUUGGUCAACCUGCACCCUGCCCUUGGUGGCAGAGAUCCAUACUUUCGUGCAGGAGACACUCAGCUAGUCGCAACAGAGGGUUGUUUGGGAAGUCUCUCGCAGCCAACAACCAACAACCAACCUACUCUGCAUCCAUGGUUGCUGUUGUCAAUCUUUGUGGUAGAGACUUUUGCUGAAGGCAUGAUUUUCUGCUCGUACAAUUCAAUCGCGAAGUCUUCAAAAUGCUACGACCUGCGCUUGCUAUUCCCUUUUUAAAACUGGUGUUUCUUUUGGCCUCAAUUGGAGUUGACGAAACUUCAGAGAUUGCUUUGCUUGUCAAGGUUGGGAACAGUGUGACGCUGGCAGACAUUUCGGUUUGCUGCGCUUUGGUUGACGCUAUGAAACUUGUCUUUGACGACAAGUUCCUCAAGCCUUUCUCGAACUUGUUGCGCUGGUUCCAGCUUUGCGUAAACCAGCCAGAAUUUAAGAAAGUCCUCGGAGAGGUUAAACUCCCUGGAGCUCAGGCCGGAAAGCAAGAUAGCAAAAAGAAGGAUGCCCCUGCACAAAAGGAGCCUGCUGCAAAGAAGGAGGCUGCUCCGAAGAAGGAGGCUGCUCCGAAAAAGGAUGCUGCUCCAAAGAAGGAUGCUGCUCCAAAGAAGGAUGCUGCUCCAAAGAAGGAUGCUGCUCCAAAGGGCGAGGCAGCUUCAAAGAAAGACAAGAAGAAGGAGAAAGAGCCAAAGAAAGAAGACGCCCCGGCAGAAAAAGAGAAAACACCUGAAGAGAUUGAGAAGGAAAAGAAGGACAAGCUGAAAAAGGUAAUCAAAGAGGGAGGAAAGCGAGGAGUGGAGAUUGAAGGUGCUGCUGACAUGGGCGGCUUGCAGUUUUUCUGCACCUCCGUGGAUCAUCCUGAGGGUGAUCUCGAGCUUUUGGUCAAGUGCGUCGAAGCGAUGAAUGCAAAAAGCGAUCCCAACGAGGAGGAGCGAAAAGGUGGGUCCGGCCACAUUGGCAAGAUGGUCUUCUCCUGCGGCGUUGAGCAUCUGGCCGUCGUUGCGUACGUGCCCGACGAAAAGGCCAAAGAGCUCAACUGUGAGGAAUGGCUCAGCGCUGUUCUGGCCACCCAAGGUGGCGAGGUCUUGACUAAGAGCGCGAGCAUUUCAACUGGCAAAGUUCAGGCCAAUGCGGACAAGGGUGUGUUUCCUUUGAAGAUUCGCGAGCCCAUGAUCGUUGAGGCAAACAACUUUUUGCGAAAGAAGGGUCUCUUUCCGGAGGACAAAGAUGAUGAUGAUGACGAAUUCGUCUUUGGGGAUGAUGACUUCCCAUCCUAAAUUUGUCAGCCUUGGUGGACAGACCCAGACUUGGAUUCCAUUUCUGGGGACCUUGGCUGACGUUCUAGCGACUAACACGCUUCGGCUCCAGUGUCAGACUGCACAAACUUCUGUGCAGCAGGUGGGCAUAUGAAUGAAACACUUUGUCCAUGUCCCCGGAGGCUCCGAUCCGGAGACCGCUCCGAUCCGGAGACCGAAAGGACGCUUACUCGCUUGAGAAGUCGAAAGAUGAUUCACGCGAAAGAUGAAGUCCGAGCCAUCCAUAGUCCAACUCCCAAGUGCAAGUUUCAUCUAUAUAAAGCACUUUUUUACUUUUUCUUUUGCUUUUUAGCCCGCCCUUACCUACUUGAUUAAACUAAGUGAUCAGCAUAGAUUUCCAUAUUUUUGAUACUCAGCUACUGUUGGCGUUGAAAGGACCACAAGAGCAGCUGAGGCAGGUACCCUGAGACACUAUACUAUGCAAGAGCAUAUGAUUUUGAUUCGACUAUCCGCUGCUCCGAGUAGGGGUCCAUUGUGUUUAUGCACCAUCAGAUACUUGGCCAGAUGUGGUAGAAAAACGGAGCGAACAUAACAUAUUGAGCUGUACUGGGCAUUCGCAUUGCGAGAUGAGAAGUGUAACAUGUGCUCAAGCCUCUCAAGAUUCAAAUACUGGUGGCACAGGAUGAAUGGACCCCUCCUAUCUGACUUUUGCUCUACAUGACUAACAGCUUUUCAACAAAACUUUCUGGCCUAUUCUUCACAUUUGCCUUUGAUCCGCAGGACACCCGCAAUUAGUUUGGUCCCUGUAGCUGUUUCUCCUUU